AUGAACGCGAAGCUGCUCAAGUUCCAGCGCGAGGGCGUCGCCUUCGGCCUGCGCGCCAAGGGCCGCGUGCUCAUCGCCGACGAGAUGGGCUGCGGCAAGAGCGCGCAGGCCAUCCGGCUCUGCCUGCACUAUUUCGCCGAGUGGCCCGCGCUCAUCGUCUGCCCCGCGAGUUUACGCUACACGUGGGCGCACGAGCUGGAAAAAUGGCUGCCGACGCUCGCGCCGAGCGAGAUCAGCGUCGCCAAGGGCCGCAGCGACAAGGAGGCCGUCUGCCGCAAGGGCAUCAAGUUCUGCAUCGUCACGCAGUCGCUCUUCACGGAGUCGUCCGGCGUCGCGAAGGCCGUCGAGGACCGGAAGUUCCAGGUCGUCGUCGUCGACGAGUCGCACGGCCUGCGGACGCGCGACAGCCAGCGGACGAAGCUCCUGCUGCCGAUCAUGAAGGCCGCGCCGCGCCUCGUCCUCCUCAGCGGCACGCCGGCGCUCGCGCGGCCCGUCGAGCUCUUCUCCCAGGUCCACGCGAUCGACGGCGACGCGUUCGGGACCUACAACAAGUUCACGAAGCGCUACUGCGCCCCGUUUAAAGGACGCUUCGGCUGGGACGUGUCCGGCGCGUCGAACGUCGAGGAGCUCCACGGGAAAUUGGCGCGCGUCAUGGUGCGGCGGUUGAAGCGCGACGUCCUGAGCCAGCUGCCCGAGAAGCGGCGGCAACUGGUCGCGGUGGACGCGGCCGGCGCGGCCUUAAAGGAGAGCCGCGACGCCGUGCGCGCCCUCGGCGACGCGUCGGCGGCCAUCUCCGCGGCGUCGAACGACGACGCGUGGGCCGCGCGGGGCGAGAAGAACGUCGCGCUCGGCGACGCGUGGCAGAAGAGCGGCCUCGCGAAGGCGCCGGCCGUCGCGGCCUACGCGCUCGAGCUGCUGGCCAACGAGGGCGCGAAGAUUCUGUUGUUCGCGCACCACGUGGCGGUCCUGGACGCGCUCGAGGCGGACCUCGUCCGCGGGCUGAAGGGGAGCUCCGCGCACUUUCGCAUCGACGGAUCGACGCCGCCCGCGGAGCGCCAGCGCCUCGUGGAGAGCUUCCAGAACGACCCCAAGGUGCGCUGCGCCCUGCUGUCCGUGACGGCCGCGGGCGUCGGCCUGACGUUGACGGCCGCGAGCGCCGUAUUGUUUGCAGAGCUCCACUGGACGCCCGGCGUCUUGGUGCAAGCGGAGGACCGCGCGCACCGCAUCGGCCAGCGGUCGAGCGUCAACGUCCACUACCUCGUGCUCAAGGACGAGAAGGACUCCGUGGACAUGGCGUUGUGGCGGUCCAUCGCGCGCAAGGUUUCCGUCGUCGGCGCGGCGCUCGACGGCGCGAAGAAG
Molecule: messenger RNA, 1359 nt
Organism: Aureococcus anophagefferens
Lineage: Eukaryota; Pelagophyceae; Pelagomonadales; Pelagomonadaceae
Exons: 1
Biological process (GO): DNA repair; replication fork processing
Cellular component (GO): nuclear replication fork
Molecular function (GO): ATP binding; ATP-dependent chromatin remodeler activity
Source: RefSeq, a predicted model, not a curated record